CAUUGUAUUACGGAGGUAGUCUAAAACUGAAACAGGAAAAUAAUUUGAGGUGUGUAUGGUGAGGAACGGUUUGCUUGCCAGUUCCAGGAGCCAAACGUUUUUAUAUCUUUUUAAAAUUAUUUUAUUUUUAUCGUGAAGCGGAGACCAAUAUACCAUGUCAGCGGUGAAUGACAAGAACACUGGUGCACAAAAUGACUGUGUGGAUGCCAAGCAGGAUUUUGGCCAAGUAGGACCAAGGACCUCUACACGUGUAGAGCCACUGCAGAAAGAUGACAGGUCUCAUUCUGAGCAUUACAGAUACCGUAUGGACUACCCCAGCAUUGGCCAGUGCAUCAUCAUUAACAUUAAGAACUUUGAACCACAGACAGGCAUGAAACCCCGCAGUGGUACAGACACAGAUGCAGCGAACAUAUUGAAAACAUUUCGGAAUCUGGGUUAUAAAACAAAGGUUUUGAAUGACCUGACAGUGGCACGAAUUAUGGAGGUAUUGCGAUCAGCCUCUCAGGAAGACCACAGCACGUCAGCCUCCUUCGUGUGUGUUCUGCUGAGCCAUGGGGAUGAGGGAGUGUUAUACGGUACUGACGGCCCUGUGGAGCUCAACAGACUGACCAGUUUCUUCAAAGGGGACUGCUGUGCCACACUGGUGGGCAAGCCCAAACUCUUCUUCAUCCAGGCGUGUCGUGGGUCAGACAUGGACGAUGGUGUGGAGACAGACAGUGUAGAAGACAAGUCUCCCAAGAGGAUCCCUGUGGAGGCAGACUUCCUGUAUGCCUACUCCACAGCUCCAGGUUACUACUCCUGGAGGAAUACCAUUAAUGGCUCCUGGUUCAUCCAGGCCCUGUGUCAUAUGUUGGAUAAGUAUGGGAAAGAGCUGGAGGUCAUGCAGAUUAUGACUCGUGUCAAUAACAAGGUGGCACUAGAGUUUGAGUCAUCCACCGACAGCCCCUGGAGUGAUGGCAGGAAGCAGAUACCCUGCAUUGUCUCUAUGCUAACAAAAGAGUUAUACUUUUCAUGCUAAUGGAUUUUUUUAACAGAGGCAGUUGCAGUGUGUCUUCAUGAUGUGUUGUGGGGCCGUUCUUAUGAAUAAACAUUUUUUAAUGAAUGCAUUUUAAUAAUGUGCUUGGUGAGAUCUGUGGUUCUCUGUAAGAAACUUUACACAGUGCUGAAAUAUACACUCCAAAGUGCAAAGUUUUACGGAGGUAAUGAUUCACUUUGGAUGUAAGCUUUAUUAUUGUAGAGAUUCAAUGAUGGAUGGCAAGAACAGAAUGAGAAUGCUAAAGAGAACAACCUAUGAAAAAGUCUAUUUUAUGUAUGUACCCCCUCAUACCAACAGCCUUGUUUUUA
Messenger RNA from Megalops cyprinoides (Indo-Pacific tarpon), 1344 nucleotides. RefSeq names its product caspase-3-like. The transcript is spliced from 7 exons. Gene Ontology annotation, cellular component: cytoplasm. Bases 155 to 1018 code for a protein of 287 amino acids. Gene Ontology annotation, biological process: proteolysis; erythrocyte differentiation; neuron differentiation. NCBI's taxonomy places the organism in Eukaryota, Metazoa, Chordata, Actinopteri, Elopiformes, Megalopidae. The record is from RefSeq and is a predicted model, not a curated record.